CACCCAACACACCUUUUGCCAAAACAAGCAGCAUCUCGUUCAUAAGGGACACGUGAGACUUCCAACUCACGAGAUUGCAAGUUCACUUGUGCUUGGCUACCCAAUCUCAGGCUGCUCUGAUGCGUUUCGACUGAAGAGGCCAAGGGCAGGAGCUGGAGCUGCAGUGCAUGAUGUCUGUGAUCGACCAUGCAUGGGAAACGGAGUAGGUUGUGAUCCACGAGCUCACGGGCGGUGGUGAAAUGAGGGAUGAAUGUGGAGGACCUCCUGUUUUAAGACAAGUGAUGUCCAAAUAGCGUCCUUUUUUUCUUACUCCAAGAUAACUGCUCAUCGUCACUGCAGCCAUUACCUCACUGUGUCGACACAACUUGUGAACGUCAGCAACGCGCCCCAUCUUUUCGUCGUUCUAAAAUAACACCUAAAAGAAGGUAUUUUACCUAAGCUUAAAAUGGAAAAUAAACGUUUGCCUGGUUUCGAAACAUUUGGGCCCCAUUUUUCCCAAACAACACCAAAAGAUAAGCAUCCUGGUCAAAAUCAGAGAAACACACUACCUCCAGUCAAAAAAGGUCCAAUGACUAAACAGAAGGGUCUCUACUCGGAUGUCUUCACUACUUUAAGGUUUAAGACUUGUGCAGAAGAAGCAGACGCCCAGGAGAGGUUAUCCACCUCUGACUACAGUGAUUAUGAUGAUUCAGAAGACACAAGCUCAAAGUCUCCAUUUGCCAAAUACAAGUUUGAUGACAAGGAAUACUAUGGCACCUUUUCAAAGCAAUUACUCACAACCUACUUCAACCGGGGUGGAGAUACGCCCAAAGUCCAGAUGCCCUUCAAAACUGUUCCUGGUAGAAGCCCUCGCGAUUUAACCAAAGAGAGGCGGCGAAGAGAAUAUUUGAAGAUUGAUUUUGAGAGGCUUCUGACAGAAAAAAAAAUUGAUUCCAAUCUUCUCAUGCCGCGUCCUUUGGAUAAUAAUGACGAACAGCUAACCGUGUCUUGCUGUCUUCCGCUUGAGAUAUUUGACAAUGUGGAGUUUGACUGCCGUACUGCAGAAGACUGGAUGAUCCUGGGUAAAAUUGAAGGAUCACCGUUUAAAAAACCAAUUCCGGCAAAAGCAUUAUUGCCCUCAGAUGACAGAGUGUCGUUUGACCAUCGCCAAGCUCCCUCAUUAUUCCACUACAGCUGGCAUUUAGUAGGAGUGCUUGACUACAAUAAGGAGAAAUGUCAGUACUUGGUUGAAAAGGUUUUCCCAAACAGCAACCUAAAAGAAUCACAACACAAUUGCCCUGAUGUGAACUGCUUACAAACGGGCAAUAGGCACUGGAUUCCCAGAAUCCGGCUGCUGUUCAGUGCCGAGGACCCCCGUGUCUUUGUCGAGCGCAUCCAGUUUGCCAUGUACCUCCGUGCUCGCUCCGAGGCCCUCAUCCUCUACCACUUGACUGUGGAUUGCAUGCCCAUCUGGAAUGAAACGCCAUCUAUCGAUCCCCAAUGUCUCUACCGUAUCCAAAGUCGUGCUCUCUCAGGCUCUGGCCUCAAACUGGAAAUUGUUAAAAAAUGUAUAGAAGGACUUGGCAAGGAGGUGAAGCUGGAAUAUGACCGUACUAUGAAUCGCUUCAUCUUGGAUAAAAGCGUGACAACCCACCCACAGGAGUUUUUGCACAUCGUGGUGCUGCAGAAGGAACCUGAACGCGUGCCACUGAACGGGUGUGUGACAGUUCCUGCCUUCGACUACAAGAAGAACCGAGCUGCUUUCCUUGCAAAGUCCAUGCUAACAGAACCCAAAGUAAUCUAUACAUUAUCAGAAAUCCGGUCCGAGUGCAACAAACUCUCAACAAUGAAACUAUUCAAUGUCUCCUUAACCAAACCUAUGCGACUGGACGAGUUUGAAGCUAACCAGACCCAAAUGCAAACUCAGAUAAGCUUCUUUCUCCGAGAGGCAUGGAUGCUCACUGUGACUUACAGUCUCCGACACAACCUUGAAACAAUUGGCAAAGGCGCGUACAAUAUGAACGAGACUCACUGGGAUAUGCACAAAGUUACCAAGCUGAACAAACUGUUGGCUGUGGUGCACUACAACCUCCAGGACACUCUGCGCAACCUUGUGGAGGACUCGCUUCUCUGCCUGAGCAAGUUGAUUUUGGAUGCAUGCUGCAGUGUGCUCACAUGCCCCGAUGAAUUGGUGUGGGGCGAUGAUUACAUCACCAGCCCCUACAAGCCAAAGAACAAGCCUCUGUUCCAAGUGGAUUUAAUUUUGAAUGAAACGGGUGUAAAUUAUAGUACAUCUCUGGAGAAUUUUGAGGCAUCUAUUAUAAACCUGUUCAACGAGGGCAUUCUGGUCACACACAAUAUACCGAUGCUUGAUAAGUUUUUAAUGAAGAGGCUGUUAUUCGGUGACGAUCCUGUGCUGAAGUCGGUUCACCUUUGUGAACCAAAAGUAUCGCAGUUGAGAGAAAAGAUCUGCACGGCUCUCAAGAAAGCCGUCAUACCCCUCAAGGCCUACGCUGCUGAAUACACCAAAUACAUCGAGCUGUACAGUUUAAAGAUAGAAGAGCACUUUCUACCCAUUGGCGAGGAUGAUAAGACAUCCAAGGUAGUGAAGGUAGAAGUGGAGCAGCAUCUCAACGACAAGGAAACGCUCCAAAGCUCUUUGCCGUCCUCCAUCAUCAUUGGCGCAUUUAUCGUACACGUCGAGGGAGUACGUCAGACGCUCAUCAACAAAAAAAAGGCUUUAGCCAUCGCUACAUUGGAGCACCAUGCCGACAAGCUAAGAAAGCAGAUGGAUGAUGAAUGCGAUGAGUUCUGCACGGUCGGUCACACGCUAGGCGAGCGGCCCAAUUCUAUUGAGGACCUGACGGAGAAGAGGGACUGGAUGAAACAAAUCCCCAGCCAGCUCAAGAGUUGCAAGGAACGUGUUGCGAAAAUUUUAGCAGAGUAUGAAAUGUUUGAUGAGUUUAACUACCCUUUAUCAAAUGAAGAUUUUACGAAAAAGUGGCGAGCUAUUGAGUGGCCCCAAAAGAUUCUCAGACAGAUCGAUGACAUCACCGCCAAUCUUGUUCAAGAAGAAGAACGCUUCCAGAAGAUUCAGAUCGCCGACCAGGACCUCUUUGAGCAGCGCAUUGAAACUGCUGAGAUGAUGGUUGCAAGGUUCAUGGGUUACGCAGAUGUUGAUCAUGCGACUGAGAUGGCCAACGAUGUGAGGCGUACCAGCAAGGAGCUCAAAGAAUGCCAGGCUUUGGCGCAAACUUACAACACCAGAGAACGCCUCUUUGGUAAUCCUGUCACAAAUUAUGAUCGUCUGCACAAAAUGGCAAAGCAGUUCCAGCCGUUCUUUGACUUGUGGACCACCACUUUCGAUUGGACCAACCGGGUCGAGAGCUGGCUCAACGAUCCGCUGACCUCCAUUGACCCUGAGCUACUUGAGCGCAAUGUUACAGGAGCCUUUGAUACCAUGAAUAAAUGUAUCAAACAGUUUAAGGACAAACCCGAUUGCAAGACGGUGGCGGAGUUAAUCCGUGCCAGAAUUGAGGAAUUCCGUCCUUAUGUUCCACUGAUUCAGGGUCUGAGAAACCCAGGGAUGAGAACGCACCAUUGGGAGGCACUUUCAGAUACCAUCGGGAUAAAAGUCGAACCCCAACCUAAACUUACCUUGUCCCACUGUUUGGAAAUCGGUCUCCAGAACCACAUGGAUGCCAUUGCCCAAGUGGCUGAGACAGCCGGGAAAGAGUACACCAUUGAACAGGCCCUGAAUAAGAUGAAAUCAGAGUGGUCAGAAAUUCUCUUUGAACUGAUGGCCUACAAGGAUACGGGCACUUACAUCAUGAAGAGUCCCGAUGAAGCCUUGCAGUUGCUAGAUGACCAUAUUGUCAUGACACAAAGCAUGUCCUUCUCCCCCUAUAAGAAGGCAUUUGAAGCCGAUAUCAACAAGUGGGAGAGCAAACUCAGAACAACUCAAGAUGUGUUGGAGGAGUGGCUGUUAUGUCAGGGUUCUUGGCUCUACUUGGAGCCCAUCUUCAGCUCGGACGAUAUCAACGAACAACUACCCGAGGAGGGAAAGAGAUACCAACAAAUGGAAGAAAUAUGGAAGAGAAUAAUGAAAAGUGCUUUUGAUAACCCAAAGAUAAUUGAAUUUUGCCCUGGUCCUCACUUGCUCGACAAGUUGAAAAAGUGCAACGUUCUUUUAGAACUUGUGCAAAAAGGUCUCAGCGAAUAUUUGGAGAUAAAACGAAAUGCCUUCCCCAGGUUCUACUUUCUGUCAGAUGAUGAGCUUCUGGAGAUUCUGUCUCAGACCAAAGAUGCCACAGCUGUACAGCCGCACUUGCGCAAAUGCUUUGAGAAUAUUGCACGGCUUAAAUUCCAGGAGGAUCUACUCAUCACACAUAUGUACUCCGGAGAAGGAGAGGAGGUGAAGCUAUCUGUGACCGUUAUGCCUUCUGGGAAUGUGGAGGACUGGCUGAGGCUGGUGGAAAGAUCCAUGACAGCCACAGUCAGAGAUUACAUUGACCGUUCCCUCAAAGUUUACCCUGAGCAACCUCGCGAAGACUGGGUUUUAUCAUGGCCCGGCCAAGUGGUGAUAGGUGGUUGUCAGGUCUACUGGACGGCUGAGGUGUCGGAGGCUUUGGAGCAGGGGGACUUGGCCGACCGUCUUUUUCCUCAACUGCAGAAACAGCUGGGUAACCUGGUGCAACUGGUGAGAAGUGGCGUAUCCAAAAUGCAACGAGCUGUGCUCUCAGCCCUCAUCGUCAUUGAGGUGCACGCUAAAGACGUAGCAGCCAAACUGGUGGAUCUGGCAGUGUCGAGCGUCAACGACUUUGAGUGGAUUAGUCAACUCAGAUAUUACUGGGCCAGAGAAGACUUGUACAUCCGAGCAGUAAAUGCGGAAUUUUUGUAUGGAUAUGAGUACCUUGGAAACUCUGGACGACUGGUCAUCACCCCACUCACAGACAAGUGCUACCUCACCCUGACAGGUGCCCUUCACCUCAAGUUUGGAGGAGCUCCCGCAGGUCCAGCUGGCACAGGAAAAACAGAAACCACUAAAGAUCUGGGAAAGGCUCUUGCUAUCCAGACAGUCGUUUUCAAUUGUUCUGAUCAGCUGGAUUUUAUGGCAAUGGGCAAGUUCCUCAAAGGCUUGGCUAGCUCUGGUGCCUGGGCAUGCUUUGAUGAGUUUAAUCGUAUUGAUGUGGAGGUGUUGUCUGUGGUGGCGCAACAGAUCACUACCAUCCAAAAGGCUCAACAACAAAGGGCAGAGAGGUUUGUUUUUGAAGGUUCCGAGAUCCCGCUUGUCCCCUCCUGUGCCGUAUUCAUCACCAUGAAUCCUGGUUAUGCUGGCCGCACAGAGUUACCUGACAAUCUCAAGGCUCUGUUUCGUCCCGUGGCCAUGAUGGUCCCUAACUUUGCCAUGAUCGCUGAGAUCUCACUCUACUCUUUUGGCUUCAGUGAUGCCAAAGUCCUCUCUCAGAAAAUCACCAGUACAUUCACGCUCUCUUCGGAACAACUUAGCUCUCAGGAUCACUACGAUUUUGGGAUGAGAUCUGUGAAGUCUGUAAUCUCAGCUGCAGGAAAUCUAAAACGAGAGAAUCCCAAUAUGAAUGAGGAGUUGAUCUGCCUGAGGGCCAUCAAAGAUGUCAACGUGCCGAAAUUUUUACGGGAUGACCUGAAGCUCUUCAACGGCAUCGUGUCCGACCUUUUCCCAAAGACGAAACAGGAGCCGAUCGACUACGGCACGCUCGAGGAAUCUAUGCGGAAUAUAUGUACGAAGAUGAACCUCAAAGAUGUCGAUGAAUACAUUGGGAAAUGUAUUCAACUGUAUGAGACCACUGUCGUCAGACACGGAUUAAUGUUAGUGGGACCUUCCGGAUCAGGUAAAACCAAGUGUUAUGAAGUUCUCGGAGCGGCGCUAACAGCUCUAAAGGGUCAGCCCUCUGCCAGCGGUGAUCAGUAUGAGGCCGUUCAGACCUACGUGCUCAACCCCAAGUCGAUCACUAUGGGUCAACUUUACGGGGAGUAUGACUUGCUCACGCACGAGUGGACAGACGGCAUCCUGUCGUCUUUAAUCCGGAUGGGUACGUCAGUUAUGGACGAUGAUAAAAAAUGGUACAUGUUCGAUGGGCCGGUUGAUGCCGUCUGGAUCGAGAACAUGAACACCGUGCUGGAUGACAACAAAAAACUUUGCCUUAGCUCCGGAGAAAUCAUCAAGCUCACUGAGUGCAUGACUAUGAUGUUUGAGGUGCAAGACUUGGCGGUGGCGUCGCCAGCGACGGUGUCUCGCUGUGGUAUGAUCUACCUGGAGCCCAGUAUUUUAGGCCUGGUCCCUUUUACUGAGUGUUGGCUCAGGCAAGUCCCCAAAAUCAUGAAACCAUUCACAGAGCAACUCACUUCCUUGUUUGAGCAGUUCCUACAGGACUCAGUCAAUUUUGUUCGCGCAUCGGUAAAGGAGAUCAUCACAUCGCUGGACAGCAAUCUGACUUGUAGCCUUCUAAAACUUAUGGACUGCUUUUUCAUGCCGUUCAAGUCUUGUGAGAAUGAGAAGACACCACAACGAGGUAAACUUGAGCGUGUGAAGGACCUGAUUGAGCCAUGGUUCAUUUUCUCCCUGGUGUGGAGCGUCGGUGCCACGGGAGAUGGACCCAGUCGCCAGCGCUUUAGUGUCUGGCUCAGAAAUAAGAUGUCGGAAGAAAAGAUGACUUUAUGUUUCCCAGAGGAAGGCCUCGUAUAUGACUACAGGCUCGAUGAUGCAGGUAUAAGUCGUUGGAAUGAACAAGAGGAAGAGGACAGAAAGGUGCAGUGGGUCAACUGGGUGAACGAUGCGAAGGAUGUUGAUAUCACUCCAGAUACAAGUUACUCCGACAUCAUCGUUCCCACUGCUGAUACAGUGAGAAUGACGUUCCUCAUGGAUAUGCUUUUAUCUAACAUGAAGCCUUUGCUUUGUAUCGGGCCUGCCGGGACUGGAAAGACCCUUGCCUUAUCUGACAAGCUUCUAAAGAACAUGCAUCAGAAAUUUGUCACACACUUUCUCAUGUUCUCAGCGCGAACUUCAUCUAACCAGACUCAGGAUUUUAUAGACAGUAAGCUGGACAAGAGGCGAAAAGGUGUGUUUGCACCUCCUAAAGGCAAGUUCUUCAUCUUUUUCAUUGAUGACCUCAACAUGCCGUUGUUGGAGACUUAUGGUGCUCAGCCGCCUAUUGAACUGCUCCGGCAGUGGAUGGACCACACCGGCUGGUACGACAGGAAGAUGAUAGGCGCUUUCAGGCAAAUUGUGGAUAUCAAUUUUGCCUGUGCCAUGGGACCUCCGGGGGGAGGCCGGAACCCCAUCACACCCCGCUUCACGCGACACUUCAGUUUUCUGUCUUUCACUGAACUGGAGGAUGCCAGCAUGACCAAGAUUUUCUCCACCAUUUUAGGCAGUUGGAUGAAUGGAAAAAUGAGUAAGAAGAAUCCAGGCAGAACAGUGCCAGAAAUCAUCCCACUGAACAAUGCAAUCGUCAGCGUCACUAUCCGCGUGUACGCAACUAUUUGCUCUCAGCUUCUCCCAACCCCUACAAAGUCUCACUACACGUUCAACCUCAGAGACCUGUCCAAGGUCUUCCAGGGUAUCCUCAUGGCUGAGACUUGUAUGAUAGAGAACAAAGAAAUGCUGCUUCGGCUGUGGUACCACGAAAACUGCCGGGUUUUCCAAGAUCGCUUGGUGUGUGCGGAAGACAGGGAAUGGUUCAACUCCCUCCUGAAGGAAUUCAUUCAGGAGUUUGGUUGCGACUUUGACGUGGUCGUGCCGUCCCAGCCCGUCUUUUACGGGGAUUUCAUGGUUCCCGGUGCACUGCACAAAGUCUACACUUUCAUAGAUGACAAGGACAAGUUGGAAGAAGUGAUGAUGGAGUACAUGGAGGACUACAACCAGAACUGCACUCCCAAGAUGAAACUCGUGCUCUUCAUGGAUGCCAUCGAGCAUGUUUGCCGAAUCGCUCGCGUGUUACGCCAGCCGUUGGGCAAUGCCCUCCUGCUUGGAGUCGGCGGCAGUGGACGCCAGUCCCUGACUAAACUCGCCUCGUAUAUAUCAGAGUACAAGUGUUUCCAGAUUGAGCUGUCAAAGAACUACGGUCAGUUGGAGUGGCGGGAAGACAUUAAAAGCAUCAUGAUGAAGGCUGGUAUCCAUAACCAGCACAUCACCUUCCUCUUCGUGGACACUCAGAUAAAAAGCGAAUCAUUCCUGGAAGACAUAAACAGCAUUUUGAACUCGGGUGACGUUCCCAACUUGUAUGCCUCUGAUGAGCAGGAGCGCAUCCUGGCUUCCAUGAAGCCAGUGGUCCAAGAGUUGGCCCUGCAGCCCACCAAACCAAACCUUAUGGCUGCUUACCUCAAAAGAGUUCGCACUAAUAUCCACACUGUACUCUGCAUGAGUCCUAUUGGGGAAGUAUUUCGUGCAAGGCUGAGGCAGUUUCCCUCCCUGGUGACAUGUUGCACCAUUGACUGGUUCAGUGCAUGGCCAGAUGAGGCUCUGCAAGCUGUGGCCACUUCGUUCCUCAAUGAGUUGUACGAGCUUGAAGCUAGCCCUGAAGUCUUGAGUGGACUGACAGUCAUGUGCAUGAACAUCCACCAGAUGGUAGCCCAGAAGUGUUUACAGUUCAUGGCAGAGCUUUCUCGACAAAACUACGUGACCCCUAAGAGCUACCUGGAGCUGCUCAAUAUCUUCUCAAAUCUCAUUGGACGCAAGAAGCAAGAACUAUGUUCUGCUCGUGAGCGCAUGAGGACUGGUCUGGACAAGCUCCUGAGCACGGCAGAGGAUGUGAGUAAGAUGCAAGAGGAGCAGGAGGUGAUGAGGCCUCUCUUGGAGGAGGCUGCCAGGGAAACCGAGGUCACGAUGGAAACCAUCAAGAAAGACUCGGUGAUUGCAGAGGAGACACAGAAGUCGGUGCAAGCAGAAGAAGUCAAAGCUUCGGAGAAAGCCCGUGUAGCCGGGGAAAUCGCCACGGAUGCGCAGAGGGAUCUGGAUGAGGCUCUGCCGGCCCUCGACGCUGCCACUGCCAGCCUCAAGUCACUCAACAAGAAUGAUGUCACUGAGGUGCGAGCCAUGCAGCGGCCUCCUGCGGGGGUGAAGCUGGUCAUUGAGGCUGUGUGCAUUAUGAGGGACGUCAAACCCAAGAAGGUGCCUGGAGAGAAACCCGGCAGCAAGAUUGAUGACUACUGGGAACCUGGCAAAGUAUUGCUUCAGGACCCUGGCAAGUUUCUGGAUAGCCUUUUUGCCUAUGAUAAGGAAAACAUCCCAGAACGAGUGAUAGCUUUGGUGCAGCCUUACAUCGAUAAUGAAGAAUUCCAACCUGCCGCCAUUGCCAAAGUUUCCAAAGCCUGUACCUCGAUUUGUCAGUGGGUUCGAGCCAUGCACCUUUAUCACUUUGUGGCCAAGGGGGUGGAGCCUAAAAGGCAAGCUCUACAGGCAGCUCAGGAGGAGUAUGACGAGUCUCAGAGAAGUUUGAAAGCUGCCAAAGAAAUGCAAGCAGCUGUGGAGAGUGGUAUUGCUUUAUUGCAGGCUAAGUAUCAAGACUGCCUGGCCAAGAAAAAUGAGCUGGACAACAAGUAUCAACUGUGCGAGAUACGACUUGUUCGAGCAGACAAGCUCAUCGCUGGACUUGCAGAUGAGAAAACUCGCUGGAAAGAGACGGUGCAACAUCUGGAAUACAUGGUCAAUAAUGUAGCCGGCGAUGUGCUCUUAUCUGCAGGAUAUGUAUCCUACUUGGGACCCUUUACUGGAUCCUACAGGGCAGCCAUGGCAGAGGAGUGGCUGCGAUCUUUCAAGGAGUUAGGAGUUCCACAUACUGACGCACCAAGUCUCAUGAGCACUCUUGGAGAUCCUGUCAAGAUUCGCUCCUGGCAGCUAUCAGGUCUACCUAAGGACAACCUUUCGGUGGAGAAUUCUGUGAUUGCCCAAUAUUCGCUUCGCUGGGCUCUCUUCAUUGAUCCUCAAGGUCAAGCCAACUCGUGGAUCAAAUCCAUGGAGCGUGACAGUGGAUUGGAGAUUAUAAAACUCAGUGACCGGGAUUUCCUCCGCAGUCUUGAAAAUGCAAUUCGCUUUGGUAAACCCUGCUUACUUGAGAAUAUAGAAGAGGACAUGGAUCCCGCUCUUGAACCUGUACUGCUGCAGCAGACAUUUAAGGAGCAAGGCAGUUUAAAACUGAAGCUGGGAGAUAAUACCAUUCCAUACCAUGAGAGUUUCAAGUUUUACAUCACGACCAAGUUACCAAACCCGCACUACUCCCCAGAGGUUUCCACUAAAGUCACUCUCAUCAACUUCACCCUGUCACCUAGUGGCUUGGAAGACCAGCUGCUGGCCCAGGUGGUGGCAGCAGAACGUCCAGAACUGGAAACGGCUAAGAACCAAUUGAUCGUCAGCAAUGCCAAAAUGAAGCAAGAGCUGAAAGAUAUCGAGGAUGAGAUCUUGUACCGUCUCAGCUCCUCGGAAGGAAACCCAGUGGACAAUGAAGAGCUCAUUCAAGUGCUGGAAGCUUCCAAAGUCAAAGCUGGCGAGAUCCAGGCCAAAGUGCUUGUGGCAGAAGAGACAGAGAAGGACAUUGACACCACCCGUCUGACAUACGUUCCGGUGGCCGUGCGCACACAGAUUCUUUUCUUCUGUGUAUCAGACUUGUCCAACGUUGAUCCCAUGUACCAAUACUCCCUGGAGUGGUUCCUUGGUAUCUUCAUGGUUGGCAUCGCCAACGCUAAAAGAGCAGACACGGUGGAGGAGCGAAUCGAGAACAUCAAUGAAUAUUUCACAUUCAGUCUGUACUGCAAUGUGUGUCGCAGCUUGUUUGAGAAGCACAAGCUGAUGUUUGCCUUUCUCGUUUGCGCUCGCAUUCUAACGAAUGAUGGGGAAAUUAACAUGGCUGAGUGGCGUAACUUGUUAUCAGGAGGGAUGCCCAACCAAGAACUUCCCAACCCGGCCGUAAACUGGCUAUCGGACCGUGCUUGGAAAGACAUCCUGGGCCUCAGUGUACUCGAGACCUACAAAGAUCUUGCAUCAACUUUUGACCAACAUUUGCCGGGCUUUAAAAACAUUUUUGAUAGCAACAUUCCUCACAGAGAGCCUCUGCCUGGCAAGUGGAACACAACACUAGACCAUUUCCAAAAGCUGUUAGUUCUGCGCUGUCUGAGGGCUGACUGUCUGGUUCAAGGCAUACAGGACUUUGUCGCCCUUAAACUGGGACAGCGCUUCAUAGAACCUCAGACAUCAGACCUCGCGGUGGUUUUUAAGGAGUCGUCCCCUUCCUCCCCUCUCAUCUUUAUUUUGUCUCCGGGCACUGACCCAGCUUCCGACCUCUACAAGUUUGCUGACGUCAUGCACUUCUCGAAGAAAAUCACGGCCAUCUCCUUGGGCCAAGGCCAGGGCCCCUUGGCUGAAGCCCUGAUGCGGACAGCCAUGGAAAGAGGUCAAUGGGUCUUCUUUCAGAAUUGUCACCUGGCACCCAGCUGGCUGCCGUCACUGGAGAGCCUUAUUGAGAACAUUGACCUAAAGGUCCACAAAGAUUUCCGUUUGUGGCUCACAAGUCUUCCCAGCAAUAGGUUCCCAGUGUCCAUUCUUCAAAAUGGGACCAAGAUGACUAUUGAGUUGCCCAAAGGAAUCAAGGCCAACCUCCAAAAAACUUACCUGAAGCUCACAAAUGAUUUUAUCAAUUCAUCCAACAAGGUAUCACACUUGAAGUCGUUGCUCUUGUCUCUGUGUUUGUUCCACGGAAUUGCUCUUGAGCGAAGAAAGUUUGGCCCGUUGGGCUUUAAUAUUCCCUACGAGUUCACCGAUGGUGAUCUAAACAUCUGCAUCAGCCAACUCAAAAUGUUUCUGGACGAGUAUGAUAACAUUCCUUACAAGGUCUUGAAAUACACCGCAGGGGAGAUCAAUUAUGGGGGCCGUGUGACGGAUGAGUGGGACAGACGUUGUCUCCUUAGCGUGCUGGAAGAUUUCUACUGUCCUGAUGUUCUCAGCGAGGAACAUAUUUACUCUGAAUCCGGAGUUUACCGGCAGAUUGAAACAAACGUGGAUAUCAAGGGUUACCUGACGUAUGUCCACAGUCUACCCAUCAAUGAUACACCAGAGAUUUUUGGUCUCCACGACAACGCUAACAUCAGCUUUGCUCAAAAUGAGACUUUUACUCUGCUGGGAACACUUCUGCGCCUCCAGCCUCGAACUGCAUCUGCUGGAGGCCAAACCCUGGAGGAGAUAGUGGAGGAGAUUGUAGCAGGUAUCGUAGUAAAGAUCCCAAACCCUUUUGAUAUUCAGGACGUGGUGGAAAAGUACCCCGUGCUCUACGAAGAGUCCAUGAACACAGUGCUCAUGCAGGAGAUCAUCAGGUAUAACAAUUUGUUGGAGGUCAUCGCUCACAGUCUUGUUGAUAUUGUGAAGGCUCUGAAAGGUUUAGUGGUGAUGUCUUCGGAACUGGAGCGGAUGGCCAACAGCUUGUUUAACAAUGGUGUGCCAGAUAUGUGGAAGGCCAAGGCCUACCCGUCUCUGAAGCCUCUGGCCUCCUGGGUGUCAGAUUUGCUGCAGCGGGUCCGUUUUCUUCAAGGAUGGAUCUUGAACGGCAUUCCACCAGUCUUCUGGAUUAGCGGCUUCUACUUUCCUCAAGCGUUUCUCACCGGAACCCUGCAAAAUUAUGCCCGUCGCUUCGGCAUCUCCAUCGACAUUAUUGGAUUUGACUUUCAGGUUGUGCUGAAACCCGUGUGCGACAUAGACGAGAAGCCAGACACGGGCUGCUACAUCAGUGGCUUAUUCAUCGAGGGCGCUCGCUGGGAUAAUGACACCGCUCAGCUGACAGAGUCCAGGGCGAAGGAGCUCUACACAGAAAUGGCUGCCAUCUGGCUCAUCCCAAUGCCCAACCGCAAACCUCCCACCGCCGGGAUCUACAUCUGCCCCAUUUACAAGACCCUCACACGCGCCGGGACGCUGUCUACUACCGGGCAUUCAACCAACUAUGUGAUUGCAGUCGAGCUGCCGACAGAUCUCACUCCGGGACACUGGAUCAAACGGGGAGUGGCCCUCAUUUGUGCUUUGGACUAUUAAAAAAAGGGAAUUGUGUAGAAAGAAGUCUUGAGUCACCUUUUUCUCCUUUUUCACGGCGGUUAAAAGUAAAUAAAAGAAAGAUACAGAAUUACAUAAUAUAUCUCCCAUGAUUACAUUUUUGUGUAGAUUUGGAUAAAUGUGAAAAAAUGGACUUGCAAAAGA
Syngnathus typhle (broad-nosed pipefish) is the source of this 13189-nucleotide messenger RNA. RefSeq names its product dynein, axonemal, heavy chain 1 (gene dnah1). Gene Ontology annotation, molecular function: minus-end-directed microtubule motor activity; dynein intermediate chain binding; dynein light intermediate chain binding. Gene Ontology annotation, biological process: microtubule-based movement. Gene Ontology annotation, cellular component: dynein complex. The transcript is spliced from 81 exons. The record is from RefSeq and is a predicted model, not a curated record. The coding region runs from base 446 to 13027 and encodes 4193 amino acids. NCBI's taxonomy places the organism in Eukaryota, Metazoa, Chordata, Actinopteri, Syngnathiformes, Syngnathidae.